AUACCUACUACUACUAUAGGCAGUGCAAUAAUGUCAGUUCUCUUCGGUUCUCUUUUGUAUCGGUGAUAAUUCGUGAUUCUUUUAAACAGGCUCUUCGUUUUGUAAUUAAUUCACCAGUUCAUCAAACUGUUGUAAAGGAAAAUGAAACCUUUGAUGUUACACGGGCACGAGCGUGCCAUAACGCAAAUAAAAUACAACAGAGAGGGUGACUUACUGUUUUCCUCUAGUAAAGACAAGAGACCGAACGUUUGGUAUUCCUUAAAUGGAGAACGUCUCGGAAGUUUUAAUGGGCACAAUGGUUCAGUGUGGUGCAUAGACGUCAAUUGGGACACAACGAGAUUUUUGUCGGGAAGUGGUGACAAUUCUUUGAGGGUUUGGGAUUGUCAAACAGGAAAAGAAAUAGGUUUACUCCAUACAAACAGUUCUGUAAGAACAUGUGGCUUCAGUUAUUCCACAAAUCUGGCAGUUUAUUCUACGGACAAGGCAUUAGGACACCAGUGUGAAAUGUUUAUUAUGGACAUUAGAAAUGUGGAUGCAGUAUUAUCACAAGAAGAUGCGAUUUCUAGAAUCGCCGUUAAUGGUCCUAGGAUCUCGGCAAUCUUGUGGGGCGCUUUGGAUGAAACGAUAAUUACUGGCCACGAGGAUGGUGAAAUUACCAUUUGGGAUGUCAGGACUGCGAAAAAAUUGCAGAGCGUUAAAUGUCACAAAUCACAGAUAAACGACAUGCAAUUCAACAAGGAUGGCACCAUGUUUGUUACAGCAUCGAAAGAUAACACUGCCAAAUUAUUCGACAGUGAGUCCUUAAUGUUGUUGAAAACAUAUAAAACAGAGAGGCCUGUGAAUUCCGCUACGAUUUCUCCUAUCUUCGAUCAUGUGGUUCUCGGAGGAGGUCAAGAUGCCAUGGAUGUCACAACAACGUCUACUAGACAAGGCAAAUUCGACUCGCGAUUUUUCCACAUGGUAUUCGAAGAAGAAUUUGCACGUUUAAAAGGGCAUUUCGGUCCAAUCAACUCUCUUGCAUUUCAUCCUAACGGUCGCAGCUUGUCGACGGGCGGUGAAGACGGUUACAUUCGUAUCAAUACGUUUGAUCAAUCUUAUUUCGACUUCCACUUUGAAUACUAACUUUAGGAGAAAGGAAACCAUCGUGUAUCAAUCGAUAAUAAAAGAUAUAAAUUUUU
Ceratina calcarata is the source of this 1178-nucleotide messenger RNA. It is a transcript of the gene eIF3i, whose product is annotated as eukaryotic translation initiation factor 3 subunit I. Gene Ontology annotation, biological process: cytoplasmic translational initiation. Gene Ontology annotation, molecular function: protein binding; RNA binding; translation initiation factor activity. The coding region runs from base 142 to 1122 and encodes 326 amino acids. The transcript is spliced from 5 exons. Lineage: Eukaryota; Metazoa; Arthropoda; Insecta; Hymenoptera; Apidae. Gene Ontology annotation, cellular component: eukaryotic translation initiation factor 3 complex, eIF3m; cytoplasm. The record is from RefSeq and is a predicted model, not a curated record.